AUGUGUGCCUCCUCAAUCUUCGUGCUCGUCGUCAUGAAGGGCUCGAAGGACGCGUUCAAGUUUAUCCAAUUCUUGGCAGUAAUCGACCUGCUAUCCGGGCUGACGAUGGUGUACGCGGGUUUUCACGGCGUCAUUCGGACAAUUUACGGCGCCGCUGGAGAGUUUGUGCCGCCGAUCAGCUGCAUGUACAGCUCGUGGCAUCUGCCGCUCUGGGUCUUCACCGACGGGCUGCAAUCGACGAUGCUCAUCUGGUUCACGUUGGAUCGGCUGCUGUUGGUGUUGAUUCCGGUCAGAUAUGCGAAGGUGGCCUCUCUUUACCUGCACAAACGUUUUGUCAACGUCGCCGUCGUCGCGUCGCUCGGGUAUCUGUAUCCAAUCUUCAAGGAAGUCCCGGCCACGAUCAACAACGCCUCGGCGGUGAUCAGCUCCCUCUGCCACCUCGAGGAGGUUGUGGGCGCGGAAAACUACACCCUACACGUCUUGCUGUUCCAAUUUGUGCCGAUCGGAUGCGUUUUGGUGUGUUUCCUCGCCUUGUUAAUCUACAUGGUGCGCCACCUGAAGCAACGCUGGUCGUAUAAUUGGUCUGAGCCGGCGGAGGUCACCCGCCAGCUAUUACUCGUCCUCUCAACCCGCGCCUUUCUAUUCGGGGUUUCUGUUCAUCUACCAUUGCUGUUCACCCAAAAAAAUGCGGCUGCCGACGACCUCCUCAUCCUUCGCGAUUUCUUUAUCCGUAUCUGCCUCGGGCUCUGCGUCUCCAUCGCCUCGCCGUUGCUGCUGAUCAGCUUGUGCCCCCAGUUCUCGCACAACGUCUACAUGCUGUUCAACAAGUAUUCGCACAACACGAAACGCCAGUGGCAAAGUGCAAGUGAUCCCCCACGCGAGGAGGGCGACGGCGACAACAACAGCGAGCCGGGUGGAAAGGAAGACUAUGCGGAUGCCGUGGUGAACAUGUUCGGCUCAUUUUACUCGACCGGCGGUGGCCCAAUGGGCGAUGUAGGCACGAUCACGCACCUGGAUCGGGCAAACAACGAGCGGUCCAUCUCUUUCUACUACCAGGAGAGCCCAAAAAGCACCGCCAGCAAGAAGCACCAAAACCUG
Messenger RNA from Mesorhabditis spiculigera, 1098 nucleotides. The record is from the annotation of a GenBank genome assembly. NCBI's taxonomy places the organism in Eukaryota, Metazoa, Nematoda, Chromadorea, Rhabditida, Rhabditidae.